AUUUCGCUAUUUCCCAGUGCGCGGCUGGUUUGGCCCCAGCCGUGCUUGUGCACCCAGAGGUCACCCACGUGCGUCCGGAGCCUGCAUGCAUCAUGUUGUAGAGAGUAUGGGGGCUAGGGUGACUCGGGCGCUCAGGAAUUUCAACUUGGAGAACCGAGCAGAGCGGGAAAUCAGCAAGGUGAAGCCUUCCAGGGCCCCGAGGCACCCGUCCACCCAGAGCGUCCUGCAGGAGCAGAUGAGCGGUCAUCCAGAAAUUAAGAGAGAAAUUGCCAGAAAAAAUGAAAAGCUGUUGUCACUACUGAAAGAUGUAUAUGUUGAUUCCAAAGAUCCUGCGUCAUCCCUGGCGGCAAAAGAUGCUGAAAUACAGCAAGAGCCAAAGGAAUUCAGAUUGCCAAAAGGCCAUCACUUCGGUAUGGAUAUUAAGAACAUUCCCAAGGGCAAAAUUUCCAUUGUAGAGGCCUUGACACUUCUCAAUAAUCAUAAACUUUACCCAGAAACAUGGACUGCUGAGAAAAUAGCACAAGAAUACCACUUAAAACUGGAAGAUGUAAAUGCACUUCUCAAGUACUUUGUUACUUUUGAAGUCAAGACACUUCCUCCUGGAAAUAACAAAGCAAUAGACUCGAAAUGAAGAAAAUCAUGAAAUUACUUUGCUUAUAUAUAUGUCUCAUCCCCUGGUCCUGUUUAUUUCCUCAUUUUUAGCAUAUUAAAUUAUAGAAAUUACUGAGUGUGUAAUUCCAGUACUAUUUAUUGAUCUCUGUUGACUUUUUAGGUUGCUAAUAGUAUUUUAUUUUUUUAAAUCUUUAAUUUGGUUUAGGCAUAGUUCCUGUGUAUAUGUUAGUAUGACUAAUCAUACCGCUAAAUUUAUUGUAAAUGAGAGGAAUAAUGUAUUAUUUUGGGCACACGAUAACACUUUAAAUGUUAAAUGUUUUUAAAAGCCACAUGACUUUUGGUUCAAGAGAGUAGUUCUUUUAUUUAAAAAAAUGAAAGCACUCUAUAAUCAGUAUAAACUUCUAUUUUAAAACUGUAAAUCACUUAAAACCAUUUUGCUAUAUGUAAAGAAAAUAUCAGUACUUGAAUCACCAGUACUGCAGUUUCUGAGCCAUCUACAUUAUGUGGUUAAGAACCUGUGAAUAUGGCUUCUAUUACAUGGUGUCACACAAUAAAGUACUUCCUGUGUCGUCCUUUAGCUUCA
Messenger RNA from Chinchilla lanigera (long-tailed chinchilla), 1195 nucleotides. It is a transcript of the gene Ndufaf4, whose product is annotated as NADH dehydrogenase (ubiquinone) complex I, assembly factor 4. The record is from RefSeq and is a predicted model, not a curated record. Gene Ontology annotation, cellular component: mitochondrion. Gene Ontology annotation, biological process: mitochondrial respiratory chain complex I assembly. Lineage: Eukaryota; Metazoa; Chordata; Mammalia; Rodentia; Chinchillidae. The coding region runs from base 86 to 631 and encodes 181 amino acids. The transcript is spliced from 3 exons.